ACUUCUAUAAGCUCUCUACUUCUUCAUGCCUCAAGCUAGCUGGAAAACCCUCUCCGUACAUAUAUAGCACCGUGCAUUUUUCUUUGUCAUAUACACUACUCUCUUUUCUAGCAACUUUUUGUCACAAACUUCAACCAAUUACGUACUAAUGGAGAUGUGUAUUACAUCUUCCUCUGAAAUUGAACCUCCAAAAUCUGGAAAUCUUAUUACAGUUCUUAGCAUUGAUGGAGGAGGUAUUAGAGGAAUCCUUCCUGGAGUCAUUCUUGCUUACCUUGAGGCUCAACUUCAGAUGCUAGAUGGUGAGGAUGCAAGGCUUGCUGAUUAUUUUGAUGUGAUUUCUGGGACAAGCACAGGUGGUCUCAUUACAGCGAUGUUGGCAGCACCCAAUGAAGAGAAUCGCCCUUUAUAUGCUGCCAAAGAUAUAGUGCCAUUUUACCUUGAAAACUGUCCCAAAAUCUUCCCGCAGACAAGGGGAAUAUUUGCAUCAGCAGUAAAUCUAGUGAAAGUUUUAACAGGACCCAAGUAUAAUGGAAAGUAUCUUCACAAGCUCAUAAGAGACAAAUUAGGGGAUACAAGGUUGAACCAAACCCUGACAAAUGUUGUUAUUCCGGCUUUUGACAUCAAGAAACUUCAGCCUACUAUCUUUUCCUCAUAUAAGGUGAGCAACCAUCCACUCCUAGAUGCUGCACUAUCAGACAUAUGUAUAGGCACCUCGGCGGCCCCGACUUAUUUUCCUGCCCACUAUUUUAGAAACGAAGAUACACUUGGAAACGUGCAAGAUUUUAACCUUAUCGAUGGUGGCAUGGCUGCUAAUAAUCCGACAUUGGUCGCCAUUAGUGAAGUGACUGAACAGAAUAUUGAGAAGGAUGGGGAUAUCCUCCCAAUCUAUGACCGUUUGCUGGUGAUCUCCCUGGGAACGGGUUCAAACACGAGUGAACAAAAGUACGACGCUAAAAUGGCUUCAAAGUGGGGGGCAAUAUCUUGGUUAUAUGACGAUGGUCAUACUCCAUUGAUAGAUUGCUACAGUGAAGCAAGCAAGGAUCUGGUUGAUUACUACAACUGUGUGGUUUUUAAAGCUCUUCGUUCCCAAAAUAACUACCUACGGAUAUAUGACGAUACGCUACAAGGUAAUUUGUCUUCUGCUGAUGUAGCUACGGCGAAGAACUUGAAAGGUCUAGUGAAAGUGGGUGAGGAGUUGCUUAAGAAACCAGUUGCACGCAUAAAUUUGGAAACUGGUGUCUAUGAACCAAUUCAAAAUGGUGGAACCAACGAGGAAGCACUAGAAAGGUUUGCAAAAUUACUUUCAGAUGAAAGAAAACUCCGAAGCUCGAGAUAACCCCAUUUUCUGGUGCUACGAAUGCUACAGAUACAGUUAUCACAUUGAUAUUUGUUGUUUAUGUAAUUUGUUGUUUAUGUAAUUGCUAAGCAAGAAUAAACAGACGAAAAUAAGAUGGAAUGUGAAGGAUUUACAAUAAGAAGCACUCCUUUCCAUUUCCAGCCUUCAAGGAUUAAUGUACUCUCAAUCUUAUUUUCCAUUGUUAAUGUCCCCGUGUAUUUAUUUAUUUUUUAAACAAUGAGAGAUCAUUACUCUUUCUA
Alnus glutinosa is the source of this 1596-nucleotide messenger RNA. RefSeq names its product patatin-like protein 3. Gene Ontology annotation, molecular function: glycerophospholipase activity; monoacylglycerol lipase activity. Gene Ontology annotation, biological process: lipid metabolic process. The transcript has 7 exons. NCBI's taxonomy places the organism in Eukaryota, Viridiplantae, Streptophyta, Magnoliopsida, Fagales, Betulaceae. The record is from RefSeq and is a predicted model, not a curated record. The coding region runs from base 149 to 1336 and encodes 395 amino acids.